AUGCCUGAGAAAAUUACAGACGGGUUGGAUGGUUUAGGAUCAUCAGCGAUGAUCAGCUUUCCUGCUAUCAGUGUGGAGCUGAGAAGAUGGGCUCGCAAGAACGAAAAGGUGCCAGCUACUUCGAAGACUACUCGUAGUGCUAUGUUUCAAGUCUCUGUUGCCAACCCCGAUGAGAAGAAGGAGGUUCCUCCUACUAAGGCUUAUAUGGCUAUGGUAGUAUGA
Messenger RNA from Perkinsus marinus ATCC 50983, 222 nucleotides. RefSeq lists its product as hypothetical. The record is from RefSeq and is a predicted model, not a curated record. Bases 1 to 222 code for a protein of 73 amino acids. Lineage: Eukaryota; Perkinsozoa; Perkinsida; Perkinsidae. The transcript has a single exon.